Molecule: messenger RNA, 1033 nt
Organism: Teleopsis dalmanni
Lineage: Eukaryota; Metazoa; Arthropoda; Insecta; Diptera; Diopsidae
Product: type III intermediate filament
Exons: 3
Coding region: 66-920 (284 amino acids)
Source: RefSeq, a predicted model, not a curated record
CAAAUUCAGAACUGUUAACAUAUAUUCCGAUCGGUUUUUAAAUAAAUUACCUUUUUUAAAUCACAAUGGUGAAUAGAAUAAAUAAACCACCACCUUCGGCAGAUCUUGGAGAGCGUCUCGCUAAUUCCAAUAGAAAUCUUCAACAGAUGCAAGAGGAGCAUCGUCAACUACUGCUAGAAAUGGAGCAACUACGACAACAAGCUGCGGAAUUAAGCAGUUUAAGUGAAAGAAGAAUCACAGAGUCAGUGGCAAUCAGAACUGAAAGCAGUAAUGAAGAAGUUGUUGAGCAGUCUACAAUGGUGCAAAAUACGGCUAGUUCUGUUGUCGAUGUUCAAAGCGAUUUACAAAAAAACGAUGAUAUUCCUUCAUCAAGUUCAAAUUCACUAAAAACAACAGAAGACAACAAUGUAGUUUUAAAAAACGAUGAUGAAGUAAAAAUAAGUAGUGAUAGUAGUAGUGUUCAACAAUUACCUGUAAAAGAAGAACCAAAGGUUUCUGCUGAGAGUACUGAAACUAAUGAUAAUGCUGAAGAAGCCGACUAUAUAAAAGAUAAAUUAGCUGAAAUUGCUUCAUUAAAAGCUCAAUUUAAACGUGUACAAAAUAUAAUCAACACAACCGAUCUUAUUGAACAACAUUUAGCCUUUAGACCAAGUAAUGAUGGUGAUGAUGUACCAGUACAAAGGGUUAUUACUAACAAUGUAGAGACCCCAACUUCUAGUUCGGUACCAACAUCAGAGCCAACACAAACGGAAAGUAAUAUACAUGACGAAAAUCGUGAACUACUUGGGACUAUGUUAACCAUGUUCAACGAUUUCACAUCUGAUCUUCGUGGUCAAGCCGAUAGCUUGAGAGCUGAACGUGAACGAAUAAAACAAUUGAAAGAAGAAAUUAUAAGCCACAAAAGGCAGCAAAAUAAAUAAAUAAAUUUAUGAAAGAUUAUGAGAUCUUACAUAAAUUAUUUAUCUUAUAUCAAGUUAGGAAAACAAUAUUAUGCUUUAAAACAAAAAUAUAAAAAAGAAUAUAAUAAUCUAAA